AUGGAUUUUGAUUGCCAUCAUGCUAUUCUAGAUCUUGUAUUGGAUAAAGGAGAUGUGAUCGAAUGUCCGGAUGUUGGUGGUCCACAACAGUUAGUCUCGGAUUUUAGCAUAAAAAAAACUCCUUCACUUGUGAUGCGCGUAUCCGUAAAAGUGCAGAAAUUAAAUCUUGCUCUUUACAUCAGUUAUAUUGUGCUUGUUGAUCUUGUAAAUGAACGCUGGGGUUUGAAGCAUCGCCAUCGAUGGUCGUGCGGAAUUUUAAGGUGA
Clunio marinus is the source of this 264-nucleotide messenger RNA. The record is from the annotation of a GenBank genome assembly. Lineage: Eukaryota; Metazoa; Arthropoda; Insecta; Diptera; Chironomidae.